Messenger RNA from Rotaria sp. Silwood1, 261 nucleotides. The record is from the annotation of a GenBank genome assembly. NCBI's taxonomy places the organism in Eukaryota, Metazoa, Rotifera, Eurotatoria, Philodinida, Philodinidae.
AUGGCAGCAAUCAAGCCGAAUGUGAUAUUUGUAUUAGGUGGACCAGGAGCUGGCAAAGGUACACAAUGUGCUCGCAUCGCCGAGACUUAUGAUUAUGUUCAUUUAUCAGCUGGUGAGCUUCUACGAGAAGAAGCAGCUAAACCUGAUUCAACAUUAGGUAAAGAAAUAAAUGAACACAUUAAAAAUGGUUCAAUAGUACCUGUUGCAAUCACUUGCAAGUUACUUGAAAAUGUAUAUCUUUAUUUUGAUUUAAUUCAUUAA